This is a messenger RNA of Athene cunicularia (burrowing owl), 1072 nucleotides long. It is a transcript of the gene MKRN2OS, whose product is annotated as MKRN2 opposite strand. Lineage: Eukaryota; Metazoa; Chordata; Aves; Strigiformes; Strigidae. The transcript has 4 exons. Bases 1 to 546 code for a protein of 181 amino acids. The record is from RefSeq and is a predicted model, not a curated record.
AUGAGGAGGCCUCGCACGAGGGAGCGCGGCAAAGUGGCACAGGGAGAGCGUAAGGACGUUUCUAACGGGGACAGGCAGCGCUCCCAUCCUCACCAACGGCACUGUUUCUCUUUCAGAGGAUACGACGGGAAAUCUGACCUUCACGUUGGAAUAACCAAUAGUAACGGUGUGGUGUAUAAUUACAACGAAGAGGGCAUUCACAGAUCUGAAACUGGAUGGGAACAGUGCAUUAGUAUCCCACUAGUACAGCCAGACAUGUUUGGGCUUCUUCAGCAGUGGGAUAAACUUCUAGAGGAAUUUUCUGUGGGAGAGGCCUGGCUUCCUCACAGGUAUGAAGAACAUGACCACAACUGCUACACAUAUGCCCUGGCAUUCAUUAACAGCAUACUGACUGCACAAGGAAAACAGCAAAUGAGUAAAAGUGAAUUUACAGAGAAAUUUGUGAUCCCGCAGACAAAGAAAGCUUCUAAAUACAUUACUCUGCAUCAUGAGCUAACAGCUAAUGAUUUCUACAUUGUACCCCUUCCUGAUCAAGAAAAACAGUGAUGAAAACAACAGGUUGCUGUAUUAAAACAUCUACAACAUGCAGUAGGAAAAGGAAGCCUCAAGACUCCAAAUCUCAUGGUUUAAGAUGCAUGAUCUACUUAAUGUACAUAAAACCACAGUUACCUUUACACGUUAACCUGCACAUCAUGGAAGGAUCAGGAAACUGAACUUGCGCUUUUGAAUGAAAUACCAUCCAUGCAGUGUACACACUACAGAAAAUUUCUAUGGGAACUAUUCAUGUGGAAAAAUAUUUUCCUACUUACAUUCACUGUAUGCUCUUGCUUUGCCGAGAUACUUAAUAUCAGAAGUUUUAACUGCUGUGUAAUUAAGGGUUUUAACAAACAAACUGGUAACUUAACUUAAACUGUAGCAAACCAAAAUGUUUUUUUCCUGGUACACUUAUUUACUGAUGGGUGAAAAAAAGGUAAUUUGUGCUUGCCUGCUGCUGAAAUCCAAAUUUAAUGCAGAUUCACUACAUGCAAAGUUGCUUUUCUUUAAUUACUAAUAUAACAACAAAUAAAUCCAG